This is a messenger RNA of Myzus persicae (green peach aphid), 2430 nucleotides long. Its product is annotated as synaptic vesicle glycoprotein 2B-like. Gene Ontology annotation, molecular function: transmembrane transporter activity. The record is from RefSeq and is a predicted model, not a curated record. Bases 590 to 2197 code for a protein of 535 amino acids. NCBI's taxonomy places the organism in Eukaryota, Metazoa, Arthropoda, Insecta, Hemiptera, Aphididae. Gene Ontology annotation, biological process: transmembrane transport. The transcript has 13 exons.
AUGUUGUGUACAAAACUAAUCUAAAUAUAUGCCUAUAAAGUUAUACGAUAAUAAUACUAUAAUAUAUGUGAUAUUGUGAUGAUAUAGUGGUUUUUAAUAAAAGCGUUUAAUGUCAAAAUUUUUCGAAGUUGUUAGAAUAUCUCACAUUAAUUAUAAUUACGUAAUAUUGAUCCGAUAACUGGAAGUUAAGUCAUUGGACGUUCUGAUUGAUAAUUUUAUAAAUAAUAUAUACAUAUAUUAUAUAGGUAUCGUCGAAUGUUUGUUAUUUAUGUAUUGUCACAUGACAUGUAAUGAUAUACUAGUGAUUAUGGUCUUAUAAUUAUUUAUUGUUCGGUUAAACGGUUGGUUCGUUACGUUACUAUAAUAUCAACAGAUUGCAAAGAACAGUGAUGAUGAUACACUUCUGUAGUAUUAUAAUAUUAUAAUAGUAUAAUAAUAUAGUCGUGAUUACAGAUGAAUGGAUCGACGACUUUUCGUUAUAGAUUUAAUGCAUCUCCACGUGAUUAUUAUGACCACUAUAUACCUACAGUAAUUUAGGUUGUGUAAAAAUAUGUCUUUUGAAAACAAGUAGGCCAGGACUACCCAAAUCAUGAUUUUGCAAUUGGAAAAUGAUAAUAAAGACAGGAAUGAAUUCCACGAAGACGGUGAAAAGUGCGAAAAAGGGACAAAUGAUGAUAUCAAUAAAAUUGAGGCUACACCGGCGGAUUUCGAAACAGCCAUUAGCCAUACAGGUUAUGGUAUUUACAAUAAAAGAAUGCUCGUGUUGUACAUACCUUUGACACUGACUUCGUUGUUCUGUACCACUUCACCGUCGUUUAUAUUGCCGGCGGUAAGAUGUUACUUCGAUUUGACGCCUCUGGAAGAGGGCUCGCUGUUCGGAGCUGUUUACGUAGGUAUGGUUUCGAGUGCUUUUGUAUGGGGUUUUCUCAUUGAUACGCUGGGAAGACAAAAAUUAUUAUUCUAUGGCAUACUGUUGAGUGGAAUUAUGGAGUUUCUUUCGGGUCUCGUUCAAAGAUUUUGGGUGUUAGUUGUUCUCAAGUUCUUCUGUGGAGUCGCAACAUGUGGUCCAUACUCUCUCGCGUUUACUUUUUUGUCUGAAUUCUAUGAUAAAGAUCAUCGAGAUAAAAUCGUAUUGUACGCAGGAGGAUUUUCGUCGUUCGCUUUUGUUUUGCAACCUCUUGUGGCGUAUUUUUUAAUUCCAAUGGAUAUAAAUUUUCAAUUCUUUAAUGGAAAUCUAAUUAUUGAUAAUUGGAGAGUAUUCUUGAUGACUUGUUCAGUCAUGGUUUUCCUAGCAGCAUUCUUAGUUUAUUCUAUGGACGAAAGUCCAAAGUUCCUAAUGGCCGUCGGUCGCCAUAAAGAAGCUCUACAAGUGUUUCGAAAAAUAUAUUCACAAAAUACAGGCAAUCCACCAGAAUCGUAUCCCAUUAGCAUUUUAAGAUCAGAAAUAUCAGAAGAACAGUCAUUAAAGUCUAUGCCAUCAAUGACUGUUUCAAAGUUUAUAAAAAAAGGAUGGGUUCAAAUAAAACCUUUCUUUUUGAAACCAUAUUUAAGACCGUCGUCAUUGACAUUCAUGUUGUUAUUCAUGACAAUGUUAACAUUGAACACCUUUCGAUUAAGACUGCCAAAUAUGUACGCAACAAUUAUUGCAGCUAAAGGCGACCAGUCAGUAUGCAAAUCUAGAACUUCAACUAAUGUUACUUACACAGCAGAUUGUAGAGGGACUCUCGCUCUAGUUGAUCCAGAAAUCUACAUCAAAUCCAUGAUUGUCGGAUCAGCAGUUUUCGGUAUGUUUUGGGUCGCCAUAUACAUUACAAAAUACAUGGAUAAAAAUCAUAUAUAUAUAUUUUUUUCAAUAUUGGGUGGAGUUGGUAUUUCAAUAUUUCCAUGGACAAAUGGUAUCGUCACCUUAAUCUUUUCGGCUAUGUAUGUAGGCAUAAUGAACAUCAAUACUACGCUAGUAAUUAGUAUUAUGGCUUCGGCUGUUCCUACCACACUAAGAGGUAUGGCGGUAAACAUGGUCAUAAUGUUCGGUAGAAUUGGAGUUGUUUUCGGAAAUUUAAUCAUACCCGUAUUGGAUAGGAUCGGUUGCGAGUUGCCCUAUAUGACAUUGGCUAUGUUUAAUUUUUCGUGCUUGGGUGUCAUACUAAUAUUAAUGAGGAUAAAAAAAGAAAAACCAAAGACAAUUACAACCCCCUAAUAUAUAUUUCAUCCUCCGUGUUUUGGAAUUCAACAAUAUUCAGAUCAACAUUCUCAAACAAAAAUAAGUUAUUAAGAAAUUAAAUGACUCUGAAUUUUAAUUUUUUAUACCUACCUAUUUAUGUAUUAUUUUAGCUUUUAAUUUUCAAAUUUGAUUUGAUUAUAAUUUCUUUUAAACUAUAAUGAUUUUAUGUACAUAGAAACACAUAAUAAAGAUGGGUAUCAACUAGUUAA